AUGAACAAAACGGAAGAUCAAGUGAUUGAGAUCAUCGAAGAUGUGGUACAACACCACAUGGAUUGGCAAGACGGCGAGCGCGAUACAACGAACAAGAGUGGAGGGGCGGUCUACUCAGUAGAUCACCUCAAUGCCAUUAGCAACUUGACAACACAAAUCGCGAAUCUCGGGAAGGAGAUGUCAACCAUUAAGGAGAAGCUCGAAGAUCUUCCCUCCCAAUCUAAGGGGAGAGGUAUGAAUCCUAAUUUUUCUACUCCUAAUAUGCCUAAUGGAUGUAUUUUCUGUGAUAAUUGUGGGUCUUAUGAUCAUUAUGCUAAUGCUUGUAAUUUUAACCCUUCUCACGAUCCUAAUAAUAACGAUGGUAGUAGAUAUAAUAAUGAACAGGUCAAUGCUAUGUCUUAUGAUAAUGGACCUAGGAAUGAUAAUAAUAGAUAUCUACCACCUAAUCAAAGAGGGAAUAAUUAUAAUCAAUUUAGUGAAGUGAUGACACAUAAUAAGAUGAUGGAAACCCAAAUUUCCCAAUUGGCCGGAGCUAUAAAAGAUGGAGUUAGUACUUCGAAACUCCCAUCCCAAGGUAUUGACCCUAAGAACACAGUUAAUGCAAUAUCUACUAGGAGUGGAAAGACUUUGAUAGGGAAUGACAAAGUAAAAUCAAAUGAGAGUCAACCUGUGACCCCACCUAUCAUUGAAAACAUAAUUGAAAGUGAGGAAGAGAGGACCAUUGAAAAAGAUAAAAUUGAUGAGGCCCCAAAAGAACAGGAGGGAGUUCAAGCCAAAGAACCCGACCUAUUACAUAGACUCCCCUACCCCCAAAAACAUGUUAGACAUAAGCUUGAUGCCCAAUUCGGGAAGUUUUUGGAAACUUUGAGACAAGUCCACCUUUCUAUACCAUUCACUGAUGCAAUAAAACAAAUGCCUAAUUAUGCUAGGUUCAUGAAAGAUAUUUUGAGUGGUAGAAGAAAUUGUGAUGGGGUAGAAACGGUUAACCUCACUGAGCAAUGUAGUGCAAUUAUAAUGAACAAAAUGCCUCCUAAGUUAGGAGAUCCGGGAGAACUUCUUCCUACUAACAUAUCCCUACAGUUAGCCGAUCGAUCGAUCAAGUUUCCAAGGGGUAAGGUGGAAGAUGUUCCCCUAAGGGUUGGGAAGUUUGUAAUACCCGUUGAUUUUGUGGUUCUUGAUAUGGAUGAGGAUAUUAAUAUACCUAUAAUUCUAGGACGUCCUUUCCUAGCUACUUCGGGUGCCCUUAUUGAUGUGAAGGGUGCCAAGAUUUCAUUGAAAGUAGGGAAGGAAGUUCUAGAAUUUGAUUUGAACAAAACAAUGAAAUAUCCUUGUUCUAAUUUUGAUAAUGGCAUGAUGGUUGAUACUGUUGAUUCCAUUGUUUCUGAUAUGCGUAAAGAACUAUUCUAUACUAAUCAUGAUUAUGAGUUGUAUGAGAAUGAGGAAAACAGAGACAUGGAAGGGCGAUCUCUAGAUGAUAAAGGGCCAAAAGUAAAGCUUAAACCUUCUCCUACGCAUCUAGGAAAGGUUCCCCCGGUGUUUGUCGUACCAAAGGAAGGGGCGAGGCCUAUUGCAAAGAAUAAGAAGGGUAAGCUUACUUCCUUUUCAAAGGAGAAUUAUGGUUAUGGUUAA
Messenger RNA from Chenopodium quinoa (quinoa), 1629 nucleotides. RefSeq lists its product as uncharacterized. The coding region runs from base 1 to 1629 and encodes 542 amino acids. The transcript has 3 exons. NCBI's taxonomy places the organism in Eukaryota, Viridiplantae, Streptophyta, Magnoliopsida, Caryophyllales, Amaranthaceae. The record is from RefSeq and is a predicted model, not a curated record.